Messenger RNA from Diachasma alloeum, 2719 nucleotides. RefSeq names its product GATOR complex protein NPRL3 (gene Nprl3). NCBI's taxonomy places the organism in Eukaryota, Metazoa, Arthropoda, Insecta, Hymenoptera, Braconidae. Gene Ontology annotation, cellular component: GATOR1 complex. Bases 965 to 2602 code for a protein of 545 amino acids. The transcript has 7 exons. Gene Ontology annotation, biological process: cellular response to amino acid starvation; positive regulation of autophagy; negative regulation of TORC1 signaling. The record is from RefSeq and is a predicted model, not a curated record.
UGUUGAUAAGUGCGGGUUGAGGUUAAAUGGGAAUACUGGGUUGUUUCGUGAGCCAGGUGUUGAUUUUCAAUAGUGGGUCGGAUUGGGGAGGUCGGGCUUUUUAUGGGAUUUUUGGAGUGGUUGUGGUGGAGGGAGGUAUUAAUUGUUGAUGCAGUUUGGUGGGUGAGGUUGACGAAUUGAUUUGGUGAUUUGAUCGGGGAAUAUGAGAUUGGAGUAGGUUGAUUUUGUUGUUUUUGAGUGGUUGAAGGAAACUAUAAGCUGAGGUUUUAUGUAUUUUUUCUUGUGAUGUGUGCCCUUGGAGCUUUUGCAUGUGAGGAUUGACUGGGGUGGGUGUCCGGGGGGAGAGGGGUAAAUAGUUGAGUGUUGAUUAAUGCAGGUUGAGUUCAGCUCUGAAUACUGGGUUGUUUCGUGAGGCAGGUGUUGAUUUUCAAUAGUGGGUCGGAUUGGGGAGGUCGGGCUUUUUAUGGGAUUUUUGGAGUGGUUGUGGUGGAGGGAGGUAUUAAUUGUUGAUGCAGUUUGGUGGGUGAGGUUGACGAAUCGAUUUGGGGAUUUGAUCGGGGAAUAUGAGAUUGGAGUAGGUUGAUUUUGUUGUUUUUGAGUGGUUGAAGGAAACUAUAAGGUGUUAAUUUCCAAGACUAGAAUCCUUCAUACUGACAUGGGAGUCGGUUAAUUGAUGGAUUGUGAUUUUCAUUGGGUAGAGUUGUCGUCGAAAUCAUAAUUUUUCUGGAAAUUUUGGAGUAAUUGGAGAAAAUAUGGAACUUCACUGCGUUAAUUAAUGGAUUUAGUUUUUUAUUGGACCAAAUUGUUGAUGGGGUCAGGACAUCCGUGACAUUUCGGAGUGAUCACAGUGAAUUAUUCAUUAUUCCUGUAGUUUUAUGGGAUCCGAGCAAGAUAACACUGGAAUAUGAACGCACCAAUCUGAGGAGCUGGCAGACACUCCGAGAUUACUCGUAACCGGGGAGAUAUGGAGAUCAAUCCCCUGAGUAUUAUCCUGGUUAAGAGUGAUAGCAAGGGGGAUAGGAUGCUGUUCAGGUAUCCACAUGCUACUAAUCAUGAGAGGGAUUCCAGCCAUUUCACCAAGAGGAAGAAUCCGUAUUCACUGAUCAUUGCUGAGGAUCUCUUGCAGUCUCUCCCCUGUCCAACAUCAAACAUAACAAACGGAAAUUUGACUGGACUACCUGAUGAAGUAUUAUCAACCCUAUUUGCUGUUAAACCGGAGCUAUGUGAAAUGAAAUUUGAAUUAAAAGUAAAUAACGUGAGAUUCGUUGGGCAUCCAACGCUUUUGUCAUCCAGAGGACUGAAAGAAACCAAUUCGUCAAUGUUAUUCAAUGUUGUAUUUGCACUUCAAGCGCAGGCCGAUCAUUCCGUCGUCAAGUGCUAUUACGAUCUGAGCAAGAGAUUGGGAAUUGCGUUGAGGCACGAGGAAAAGAGAUGUGGAUUUUUGUCGAGUGAAAUUAAAGUUAUGGUAUUGACUCAUGACGAAAUAGCCACGAGAUCCGAAGAGGAGAGCGACUGUGAGGAGAACCCCUACGAAUUGAUCCUGAAGAAGAGUUCACUAGCCAGAGAUUUGAAAUCAGCCUUCAACAGUCUCUGCACCUCCGGUUUCGUCGACCUCAUGAUAAACAAAUGGAUCCAAGUGAGCUUCUGUUUACCCCAGAAAGUCCACCAGUCCCACAAGAAGGGAUUCAUCAUGAAUCCCGAGACGAUAGACAGAUGUCUGGACAGUUUGAGGCCAUAUCAUGGCAUUCUAUUGCUGAUAGAGCCUCUGGAUCUCCUGGAGUCGCUGCCUGCUGACGCGUCACCAGCACUCAGGAGAUUGAUCCAGAUGUACAAUCCCCUGAAGAGCCUCCAGACGCUCGCUGCUGACUCGGAUUUGUCGCUGGCACAGGUCUUUCAGUUGACUGGGCACCUCGUGUACUGGGCAAAGGCAACCAUAAUUUAUCCUCUGUGCGAGAGUAAUGUUUAUGUCGUCUGUCCAGACGCAUUGAUUUCCAAUCAACUGAUGGAGGCUUUCGCCGAUCAAUUUCCGGGAUUGUCACUGCUGCAGGUCAUUAGUGAAUUUUCCCUGCCAACUUCCAUAAGCCAGAAGUUAAAUCCCCUGAAUCAACCCCAACAACAGCAGCAGCUGGUUAAAAUAAUAAUCUGGCUGUUGAGACAUCAUCUGUUAUUGCAGUUGCAUACGUACGUGCAAUACAUGCCAACGGAUCACGGCAGAAAUACUCUGGAGACUCUGAGCCAGGAAGGAUCGAGUCCAACAGGAGUAACCGAAAACGACAGUAGCUGGAGUCUCAGUAACACUCCAAAAUCCACUCCAAACGAAAUGAGAACCGAGAGAUCAAUGACUCUCCCCAAAGAGGACGGUAUCUUCGAAUACAGAUCUGAAAAUUUUCCCAUUCCCUCUGACGACAUCAUGCUGCUGGAUCGACUCUGCAGAUUCGGUUACUUCGACGGUGGUCAUCACCUCGAGGAGAUCAUGUAUUUUGAGAAUAUACGCAGGUCCCAGUUACUCCAGAUUCUCGACAAAUUCCGGGACAUAUUAAUCACAUCUGAGCACGAAGAUCCAGCUAUUGCGUUAUUUUAUUCGCAGCAUGGUUCUCCAUAACAAAAACCAAAAACUAUAAUAUCCAUAAUAAUUACAUAAAAUAUGAAUGUUAAUGUAUAAAAAUGAAAGCACUACCAAUUUAUUAUUUUUUAUAAAUAAAGAGAAAUUUUUAUUUCA